CUCCACCACGACCCUGAGCUCAUCUUCUUCUUCUUCUUCUUCUUCUCCUAGUAGCCGGAGAUACGACGUUUUCCCAAGCUUCAGUGGGGUAGAUGUUCGCAAAACGUUCCUCAGCCAUCUAAUCGAGGCGCUCGACCGCAGAUCAAUCAAUACAUUCAUGGAUCACGGCAUCGUGAGAAGCUGCAUAAUCGCCGAUGAGCUUAUAACGGCCAUUAGAGAAGCGAGGAUCUCAAUAGUUAUCUUCUCUGAGAACUAUGCUUCUUCCACGUGGUGCUUGAAUGAAUUGGUGGAGAUCCACAAGUGUCACAAGGACAAAGACUUGGAUCAAAUGGUGAUUCCGGUUUUCUACGGCGUUGAUCCUUCUCAUGUUAGAAAACAGAUCGGUGGCUUUGGCGAUGUCUUUAAAAAGACAUGCGAGGACAAACCAGAGGAUCAGAAACAAAGAUGGGUUAAAGCUCUCACAGAUAUAUCAAAUUUAGCCGGGGAGGAUCUUCGGAACGGGCCUAGUGAAGCAGCCAUGGUUGUAAAGAUAGCUAAUGAUGUUUCGAAUAAACUUUUUCCUCUGCCAAAGGGUUUUGGUGACUUAGUCGGAAUUGAGGAUCAUAUAGAGGCAAUAAAAUUAAAACUGUGCUUGGAAUCCAAGGAAGCUAGAAUAAUGGUCGGGAUUUGGGGACAGUCAGGGAUUGGUAAGAGUACUAUAGGAAGAGCUCUUUUCAGUCAACUCUCUAGCCAGUUCCACCAUCGCGCUUUCAUAACUUAUAAAAGCACCAGUGGUAGUGACGUCUCUGGCAUGAAGUUGAGUUGGGAAAAAGAACUUCUCUCGGAAAUCUUAGGUCAAAAGGACAUAAAGAUAGAGCAUUUUGGUGUGGUGGAGCAAAGGUUGAAGCACAAGAAAGUUCUUAUCCUUCUUGAUGAUGUGGAUAAUCUAGAGUUUCUUAGGACCUUGGUGGGAAAAGCUGAAUGGUUUGGAUCUGGAAGCAGAAUAAUUGUGAUCACUCAAGAUAGGCAACUUCUCAAGGCUCAUGAGAUUGACCUUAUAUAUGAGGUGAAGCUCCCAUCUCAAGGUCUUGCUCUUAAGAUGAUAUGCCAAUAUGCUUUUGGGAAAUACUCUCCACCUGAUGAUUUUAAGGAACUAGCAUUUGAAGUUGCAAAGCUUGCCGGUAAUCUUCCUUUGGGUCUCAGUGUCCUUGGUUCGUCUUUAAAACGAAGGAGCAAAGAAGAGUGGAUGGAGAUGCUGGCUGAGCUCCAAAAUGGUUUGAACAGAGAUAUUAUGAAAACAUUAAGAGUCAGCUACGUUAGAUUAGAUCCAAAAGAUCAAGAUAUAUUCCAUUACAUUGCAUGGUUAUUCAAUGGUUGGAAAGUCAAAUCCAUCAAAGACUUCCUCGGAGAUGGUGUUAAUGUUAACAUUAGGCUCAAAACGUUGGAUGAUAAGUCCCUCAUACGUUUAACACCGAAUGAUACUAUAGAGAUGCACAAUUUGCUUCAGAAGUUGGCUACAGAAAUUGAUCGUGAAGAGUCUAAUGGUAAUCCUGGAAAACGUCGAUUUCUGGAGAAUGCUGAGGAAAUUCUAGACGUAUUUACCGAUAAUACCGGCACUGAAAAAUUGCUCGGAAUAGAUUUCAGCACGUCAUCAGAUUCACAAAUCGAUAAGCCAUUUAUUUCAAUAGAUGAAAACUCGUUCCAAGGCAUGCUUAAUCUCCAAUUUCUAAAUAUUCAUGAUCAUUACUGGUGGCAACCGAGAGAAACCAGAUUGCGUCUACCUAACGGCCUCGUUUACUUGCCACGUAAACUCAAAUGGCUACGGUGGGAAAAUUGUCCAUUGAAGCGUUUGCCUUCUAAUUUUAAGGCUGAGUAUCUGGUUGAACUCAGAAUGGAGAAUAGUGCCCUUGAGAAGCUGUGGAAUGGAACUCAGCCUCUUGGAAGUCUCAAGAAGAUGAAUUUGAGGAAUUCCAACAAUUUGAAAGAAAUUCCAGAUCUUUCUUUAGCCACAAACCUCGAGGAAUUAGAUCUUUGUAACUGCGAAGUGCUAGAAAGUUUUCCAAGUCCUCUCAACUCGGAAUCUCUUAAGUUCCUCAAUCUCCUACUAUGCCCCCGGUUGAGAAAUUUCCCUGAGAUUAUAAUGCAAAGUUUCAUCUUUACAGAUGAAAUUGAGAUCGAGGUAGCAGAUUGUUUAUGGAACAAGAAUCUCCCUGGACUCGAUUAUCUCGAUUGCCUUAGGAGAUGUAAUCCAAGUAAAUUUCGCCCAGAACAUCUCAAAAACCUCACAGUGAGAGGCAACAACAUGCUUGAGAAGCUAUGGGAAGGCGUCCAGUCGCUUGGGAAACUCAAGAGGGUGGAUCUGUCAGAAUGUGAAAACAUGAUAGAAAUUCCAGACCUUUCAAAGGCCACCAAUCUGGAGAUUUUGGAUCUCUCAAAUUGCAAAAGUUUGGUGAUGUUACCUUCUACAAUUGGGAAUCUCCAAAAAUUAUACACGUUAAAUAUGGAAGAAUGCACAGGGCUGAAGGUUCUUCCUAUGGAUAUCAACUUGUCAUCUCUCCAUACAGUCCAUCUCAAAGGGUGCUCAAGUUUGAGAUUUAUCCCUCAGAUUUCAAAAAGUAUUGCAGUACUCAAUCUAGAUGACACUGCCAUUGAAGAAGUUCCAUGUUUUGAGAAUUUCUCGAGGCUCAUGGAAUUAUCGAUGCGUGGUUGCAAGUCGUUGAGAAGAUUUCCUCAGAUUUCAACUAGUAUUCAAGAACUCAAUCUAGCUGACACCGCCAUUGAACAAGUUCCCUGCUUCAUUGAGAAAUUUUCGAGGCUCAAGGUACUAAAUAUGAGUGGUUGCAAAAUGUUGAAAAACAUAUCCCCGAACAUUUUCAGACUGACAAGGCUUAUGAAGGUCGACUUUACAGACUGUGGAGGUGUCAUCACAGCGUUGAGUGAUCCGGUGACAACAAUGGAAGAUCAAAACAAUGAAAAGAUAAAUAAGGUCGAAAAGAGACCUAAAUGUGACAAGGAUGAGGAUGACGAGGAUGAGUAUGAGUAUGAGUAUGACGAGGAUGAGGAUGACGAGGAUGAGUAUGGAGAAAUAUAUUUUAAAUUCCAGAAUUGCUUCAAAUUGGAUAGAGCUGCGCGAGAACUUAUCCUAGGAUCAUGCUUCAAGACGACUAUGGUCUUACCAGGUGGAGAAGUGCCUACAUAUUUUAAGCAUCAAGCUUAUGGAAAUUCCCUAACUGUCACUUUGCCUCAGAGCUCUCUUUCUCAUAAAUUCUUGCGAUUUAAUGCUUGUCUCGUGGUUGAACCUAUAACCCAUUCUUUUGCAUGCAUGGACGUACUCUUUCAGUUCAAUGGCGAACAUUAUAGACAUACAAUAUAUGAGGGCAUGGAAAUGAUGUGUAAGACGGAUCAUCUAGUUUUGUGUUCCUUCAAGUUCCAGCCUACAGGUCUUCUAUCUAAAUUAGACGUCAAUGAUGUGGAAUUUAAGUUUAACGGGACGAGAGUAAAAAGAUGCGGCAUACGACUCUUGAAUGUGUCUACAUCUCCGGAUGAUAGUGAGGGAAGCUCUGAAACAGAAUCUCCGGAUGAUAGUGAUGGAGACUCUGUAACAGAGUACCACCAACAGUCUGGAGAAAAAUGUGAUGAUGUAGAGACUGAAAGUAGCAAGAAGCGGAUGCGGAUGACAUUAGGAAACUCUGAAAAAUAUUUCAACUUACCCUGUGGCCAAAUAGUAACAGACACUGUUCCGUUAGGGUGGGGAGAAUCAUCAUCAGUUUCUUUUAAUCCAUGGCUGGAGGGGGAAGCUUUGUGUGUUGAUUCCAUGAUUACUGAACAACAAGAUGCACAAAUUCAUAUAGCUAAUGUGGAUUGGGAGUGGGAGUUAUGGUCAUCAAGCUCAUCAAGCGCAUCAAGCUCUUAGUGGAGUUUGGCUUAUCAAAGCAAUAAUUUCCUGCAGGGGUUACUACUUAAAAAAAACCAGAAUCCGUUAAAGAGUCCAACUCCAGAGCAUGAUAAUGUUUGCAAUUUCUUCUUUAGCUGAAGGCUGAAGGCAGAAGUACUCUGUUCUUACAUCCUUGUGGUUGCUUCUUUAACGCUUUCGCAUUUCCUAGAAACCAUUGACAGUAAAUUUAAACAAGCACGGCCAUCAAAUGGCCGACUUGAUGAGAAGAGAAUAUUUCUAUCUCCUUAAUUGUUUCAAAUUGGAUGGAGAUGCGCAGGAACUCAUCCUACGAUCAUACGUCAAGACGGUCCUACCAGGUGGAGAAGUUCCUACAUAUUUGGGAGACAGUAUUUCAUGGUACGAUGACGUUGUGUAAUACGGAUCAUAUGGUUUUGGGUUCCUUCAAGUUCCCGCCUAUAGACGUUCCAUCUAAAUCAGACAACAAUUUGGAAUUUGUGUUUAUUCCCAAGGAGAGCAUAAAGGGAUGCGGUGUACGAAUUUUGAAUGUCUCUCCUGAAAAAGAGGACAACCAAUAGUCUGUAGAAAAAGUUGAUGUUGUAGUAGAGACUGGGAGAAGCAAGAAGCGGAUGCGGGUAAGCCUUUUGCCAGUUUUGAUCUGAAAGUUGCAUAGCUGUCUCUUGAUUUUUUUGGAGGAUGAACAGUUUCGUAGGAUAGAUAGUUUGGUUUAUAAUGCAGAUGAUAAUAGGAACAUCUGAAGAAUAUAUCAACUUACCAAGUGGCCAAAUAGAAGCGGACACAGAAUUGACCGCUACAAAUCUGGAGCUUUCGUUAUUGGCAGGGGAGUUCUUCCACCCAGGUUUUCAUCAGUUUCUUCUAGCAACGUUCAUGUUGAUGGAGCAUCGUUGUGUCUUUCCCAACCAUGUCUAGAGGAAGAAGUUUUGUGUAUUGAUCCAAUGAUAACUGAACAACAAUAUAUAGAAACACCUACCGCGGAUCCUUCGUUGUUCCCAGAGCUUAUCAACUUUUUAAUGUAAUCAAAACAUCUUCCAGUUCUGUUUUGUUCUGUUUUAGGAUCAACUUGGGAUUGACCAUGACUAUACUGAUAAUGACAAGACGAUUACAUAGCUUUAACGCAAGCCAUCUUUUCUUCAGGUAACGGAGAGCUUUUGGAGAACCAGAAGUCUAGAAUCCAUUUAGGUCUCCAACUCCGGAGCCUGAUGAAAAUGUUUGUAAUUUCUUCUUUAGCUGAAAGUGAAGCACUCUGUUCUUACUUAUCUGUCUUUGCUUCUUUGAGAAUUUUGCUUUUCCUAAAAGAAUAAAUACAUCUUUCAAAAAGCCAUAGCACAUUAUAUUCUGGAAAGAUAUCAUUGGGAUGUUUUGUAUUGUAC
Arabidopsis thaliana (thale cress) is the source of this 5262-nucleotide messenger RNA. Its product is annotated as Disease resistance protein (TIR-NBS-LRR class) family. Gene Ontology annotation, molecular function: ADP binding; NAD+ nucleosidase activity, cyclic ADP-ribose generating. The coding region runs from base 158 to 3892 and encodes 1244 amino acids. The transcript has 7 exons. Gene Ontology annotation, biological process: signal transduction; defense response; response to stress. Lineage: Eukaryota; Viridiplantae; Streptophyta; Magnoliopsida; Brassicales; Brassicaceae. The record is from RefSeq and is marked reviewed.